This is a messenger RNA of Synchiropus splendidus (mandarinfish), 2044 nucleotides long. It is a transcript of the gene bnip3la, whose product is annotated as BCL2 interacting protein 3 like a. The coding region runs from base 108 to 830 and encodes 240 amino acids. Lineage: Eukaryota; Metazoa; Chordata; Actinopteri; Syngnathiformes; Callionymidae. The transcript has 6 exons. Gene Ontology annotation, biological process: defense response to virus; positive regulation of apoptotic process; mitochondrial outer membrane permeabilization. Gene Ontology annotation, cellular component: mitochondrial envelope; mitochondrial outer membrane; nucleus. The record is from RefSeq and is a predicted model, not a curated record.
CAUCGCAAUAGUAGGACUUUAUGUUUGUUGUCAGGUGCCUAUAAUCCACAGGCCUUUUAUUAGCAAAGCCUCGUGACAUUAGAGGCAGAGCGAUAUCAGACACAUAUAUGUGUGUGUUCAGUAAAGGCUCCUCAAUCCGCUGCUCAACAACUGCACUCAUGAGAACUGCGGGCUUCGCGUGGAGGGCAGAAGGCUCUUGGGUCGAACUGGAGCUAAAUGGAAACACAAGAGUCCAAGGUGCCCAUUCCAACCAGUCUGCAGACCAGGCAAACGCAAACGCCGCCGUAAGCCAAACCUUGGAAGUGGUGCCGGAGGGUGAUGAGAGUCUGAUGGGAGGACUGGAGCACGUGCCUUCGUCUUCCUCAAUCCACAAUGGGGACAUGGAGAAGAUCCUCCUGGAUGCACAACACGAGUCCAGUCCAAGUGGAUCCUCGUGUAAUAGUCCCCACAGACCCCAGAGCCCUGAUCAGGAUGAGGGUCAGAUCACAUUUGAUGUUGACAUGUCAAGCACAAGAGGUAGUCAGUCUGAGGAUGAUUCUCUGGAGAAAGAGAGAGAAGAUGACAUUCUUAUGAGCAAAGAGGUCGACUGGGUUGCAGACUGGUCAAGCAGACCUGAAAACAUUCCACCAAAGGAGUUCCACUUUAGACACCCCCGACGCUCAGUGUCCCUCAGCAUGAGAAAGAGCGGAGUCAUGAAGAAAGGAGGCGUCUUCUCCUCUGAUUUCCUAAAAGUCUUCAUUCCUUCUUUACUCAUCUCACACAUCCUUGUUCUUGGCAUUGGAGUGUACAUUGGGAAAAGAAUUGCCACAGCCUCGACCAGCUCAUUCUGAGAAGGAAACAUAGCAGUGCCUGGAUGCCCCUCCCUCGACUAAAUGUUCACCAGCCCUCUUCAGUAGUCAAGAUGUUCCUCCUGUAACGCACAACAUUGUGUCACAUUGUAAAUUGAUGUGUAUCAUACACACGUUGUAAUGUGGUUGCACUCCUUUACAACGGCAUCGUCGACCAUCUGAAGUCCAGUAGAUAGCAUGUGUGUGAUCCUCGUCAUCUAUAGGAUUUAAUAACCCAUGGCUCACAGCUUUAGACAACAAACCCAGCUUUCCAUGAAUCUGUCUUUUAAACUAGUUGAUGAGACUUUUUCACCUUCUACGCCUUCCUUUUAGAGAGUGAACUCCAUAAGUGCACAGAGGGAGACACGAAAAGCUAAACAGGGAGACUGUUUGAACUUGCACACUUUAUUCAGAUUGUUUAAAAUGAGGAAACCGCUCCAAGUUUCUUUCGAAAGCUUUAUUUGUUAAACAUAUAUGUAUCCUCACCAUUAAUAGCUCACUUAUGUUCCAAUGACUUAAUAUAUCAUCAAAGAUGACCAGAUGACACAGUGUCAUAUUUGAGCACACAAUAUAACAGUAGAGCGAAGUAAGCGUGCCAAAUACCUGCCACUGCUGACUGGCUUGUCUUUGACUUCAUAUAAUGUUGAAUCGUAUAGAAUUAAUAGAGGUGAACUGCAAUUUUAAGCUGUGAUGUUUAUGAUGUAAAACCUUCUGCCAAUGUAUAUGUCAACGUAUAUAUAAAUAUAUACACACACAGUUCAUUGCUCUGCAAUAUUGUCAAUAACUUCAAACAUGUUAACAUACUGGAACCAUAGCUGUAGUUAUAAAUAUGACUGAAAUAUUCCCUAUUCACAAUUUGAAGCUUGCUUACAUAAUGUAGAUCUAUACGUAUGGCGAAGAGUUGUUUUAUCUGGACUGAGCUUGAUUCAAUGCACAUAUCGAGAUAACAUGCAUUUUAAUAGUUAGCAACAAUGUUGUUGUGCCCUAUGGUCCUUAAUGCUGUGCAAGAUCAAUACUUGAGCUAAGAAGUUGGACCGAGAACUUCUGAAUUAUAAGGAUGUGAUAUUGCUGCAUGUCUAUAUGGAUCUUCAUAUAAGAUUGAUCACAUCUAUUUUAUUUUUAUGAGAAUGAUUCACAUCUCAUAAUCAAUAAUGUGUGUGAUAACGAUUUUGUCUGCAUAAUUUUGAAUAAACCUGAAAACAUUUCUGUCACAUCAA